CUGGAAAGCCUUACUCAGCCUCCGAUCGACCAGAAACACCACAAACACACACUCUGAAAGCUUGGACACUCCGAAAACAAACAGCAAACGACUGCAUUCAGAAAGCAACAAGAUAAAAACAAACAAAAAACAAGCAAACAAGCAAACGCAAAGAGAAAGCAAAAACAAGAACACGGACAAGAACGGAGGAACAAGCGAGGGCUUUGGAUGACAUCGAAAGUCAACAACAGGACGACCAAAAGCGACCCUCUCUCAAAUGACUGGUUCACUCGCACUCUAAAGAAAAACUAAUAAACAAACAAAUCACUCCCACCACCACUCCCACAAGAACAAGAAAACUUUGUCACCUGCCCUCAGCCUCCAAGCCGCAACAAUGCCUCUCAGGUUGGUUGGCCAACCAUUGCUCUACACUAUCUCAAUCUUCGCCAGUCUUGGAGUCUUCCUGUUUGGAUAUGACCAAGGUGUUAUGUCAGGUAUCAUCACCGGCCCAUACUUCAAGGCCUUCUUCCAUCAGCCCACUCGAUAUGAACUUGGAACCAUGGUAGCCAUCCUGGAGAUCGGAGCAUUCAUUACCUCGAUUAUUGCAGGCCGGAUCGGCGAUAUCUUCGGUAGACGAAAGACCCUCUUCAUCGGUGCCUUGGUCUUCACCAUCGGCGGACUCUGUCAAUCGCUUUGCUCCGGAUUCACCUCUAUGGUCUUCGGUCGAGUCAUCUCCGGUUUCGGCGUCGGCUUUCUAUCUACAAUUGUUCCGAUUUAUCAGUCCGAAAUCUCACCCGCAGAUCACCGAGGAAAACUAGCAUGCAUGGAAUUUACGGGCAACGUAUUUGGCUAUGCGGCCUCGGUAUGGCUGGACUAUUUCUCGUCGUUUAUCGAGUCGGACUGGUCGUGGCGGUUCCCGUUAUUUUUCCAAUGUGUGAUCGGGACGAUCCUGAUGAUCGGCUCCCUGUUGAUCCCUGAAAGCCCGCGAUGGCUCUUAGAUACCGACCAAGAUCGGGCCGGGAUGAGGGUGCUUGUGGACUUGCAUGGCGGCAAUCCGCGGGACGAGAAGGCUCGUCAGGAGUAUACUGAGAUCAAGGAGGCUGUCCUCGACGAUCGUCUCGCUCCUGACCGUUCCUAUCUCGCUAUGUGGACUAGGUAUCGUGGUAGAGUCUUGCUGGCUAUGUCCGCCCAAGCAUUUGCACAACUCAAUGGAAUCAAUGUGAUAGGAUACUAUGCUCCGUUGAUUUUUGAAUCUGCUGGAUGGAUCGGUCGGGAUGCGAUAUUGAUGACCGGUAUCAAUGGGACGGUUUAUGUAUUCAGCACAAUUCCAACAUGGUAUCUGGUGGAUGUGUGGGGUCGUCGGUUCAUCUUGCUCUCGGGCUCGGUCGUCAUGGCUUUAUCGUUAACUUUUAUGGGUUGGUUCCUGUAUUUGGACACCACUUACACACCCUUGUCGGUUGUGGUUUGUGUGUUGAUCUACAAUGCGUUUUUCGGGUAUUCGUGGGGGCCAAUCCCUUGGCUAUAUCCUCCCGAGAUCAUGCCUCUACCCUUCCGUGUCAAGGGUGUCUCGAUCAGUACGGCUACUAACUGGUUCUUCAACUACCUGGUCGGUGAGGCUACCCCAGUUCUUCAAGAUGCGAUUCGCUGGAGACUGUAUCCUAUGCACGCCUGUUUCUGUGUGAUGAGCUUCAUUCUCGUAUAUUUUGCAUACCCUGAAACCUGCGGGAUUCCACUGGAGGACAUGGAUGAAUUGUUCGGAGAUGUAGGACUAGAGGAUCAUGAGAAUCAAUCGCUAGUCAAUUCCGAGCGUUCCUCGAUCCAACGAGCCUUGGAGCCUCCCGAUCUAACUGCUCAAAGCCUUGACGAUCAUCGUCAUCAAGAUGAUCAUAACAUCGGCAAAUCAUUUCAUUCCAGUUGGUUUGAUCGGAUCACGGGCUUUAGGAAAAACCCCUCUCGGUCUAAUCUUGGUUAUCAGACUGCCGCCCCUGAUGAUCAUUAGAAGAAAUUGUCCCUCGUCUUAUUAAACCUCUUUAAACCUCAUCGAUCUCUUUCCAUCUUACUUUCUUAUCCACUUCUUUUCAACUUCACUUGAUAAAAUCAGACCCGCGCUUCUGGAUUCCUUUUCUCCAUUUUCAUAUACUCAUUCAUUCAUCUAAUCCUUCGAUCCAAGAGUUUUCCUCUUUUUUUUUUUUUUGGCGACACACAUUUGGUUAUUCUUACUUUUGUCAAACAAUCAACAAGCAGAUUUUCUUACAUAUGCGUCUUUUUGUUUCUUCCAAAAUAAAUUCUUCUCCCUCCCUCCCUUUCUCCACAAGAAGAUUGCUCUUUUUGAUCCCUCACCAUCUCCCUCUCUCUCCCUCUCUCUCUUUAUGUAGUUCUUUAUGUUGUUAUUGGAAGCUUUUAUCGCGGUGGUUGGUGGUGGUUGAGUUAGACCUGCUCGCAGGGGCUUUUUUUCCCCUCUGUAGUGAAUUGUUGUUUGUUGUAUGUAUGACGGUGUUUUCGGCCCUUGGUGGGGAGAGAUCAUGAUGUGUUGUUGGUGCUAUAUAUUACUAUAUGAAAAAAAGAAUAUCGUCGUUUUACUUUACUUUUUUUUUGUCAUGACCAUACAUCUAUUUUUUUGUUGUGUGUUUUUUUUUUCUUCUACAUUGGUUUUCAUUCGAUCCCAAUUGAUCUCCGUCCUUUCCUUUCUUUUUCGACCUGCUCUUUAUCCUUUUUUUUUUUUUCUUUUUUUUUUUUUGAGUUUUUAGCUUAGAUUUUUUUAUUUAUUUUCUUUCUUUCUUUCUGAUAUAAGAAAACAAUGGUUAAACACAAAGGGAACUUAAAAACCCCAUUGGUCAUCCUCUGUUUGUAACAAAAAUUAUAGUCACAAAUAGAAAUUGAAUUCAUACGGGAUUUA
Puccinia graminis f. sp. tritici CRL 75-36-700-3 is the source of this 2875-nucleotide messenger RNA. RefSeq lists its product as uncharacterized. The record is from RefSeq and is a predicted model, not a curated record. Gene Ontology annotation, cellular component: membrane. The coding region runs from base 374 to 1978 and encodes 534 amino acids. The transcript is spliced from 11 exons. Gene Ontology annotation, biological process: transmembrane transport; carbohydrate transport. NCBI's taxonomy places the organism in Eukaryota, Fungi, Basidiomycota, Pucciniomycetes, Pucciniales, Pucciniaceae. Gene Ontology annotation, molecular function: carbohydrate:proton symporter activity.